Molecule: messenger RNA, 7239 nt
Organism: Meleagris gallopavo (turkey)
Lineage: Eukaryota; Metazoa; Chordata; Aves; Galliformes; Phasianidae
Gene: LCT
Product: lactase
Biological process (GO): carbohydrate metabolic process
Molecular function (GO): hydrolase activity, hydrolyzing O-glycosyl compounds
Source: RefSeq, a predicted model, not a curated record
CUUUUGGUAGUCGUAGGUUCUUCUGUAGGGGACAUGGAUUCCCACUUCUCUUUGUUGUCUGCAGAGGUAAAUUAUUGCAGUCCAAAUGUUCCUUAGUCUGACUAAGCAUACCUUUAAACAUGGAUGUUAUAUUUAUGGAAUUAAAAGAUUCAUAAAUGUUGCAAGCUGUACUGUGCUAUCAUUGGGCACUAUUUGCAGUAACAUUUCUCUGCUACCCAUGAACUGCAUCUCAGCUAAAGCUACAUUUUAUUAAAAACAACUGCCCACCUGCAGCAAAGAUUUUCUAUAUUGUUAAUAACUCACCCUAAGGAUAGGGAGAGACUUGUUCUUCUUUAUACAUUCUUUCUUUCCUCCACUGUCUUUUAGUAAGUAGGAAAUGUUUUCUUCCUACUUCCUCUUGCCCUACAAUUCUGUAUGCUUCAUAUAGAGGAGGGAUAUUUUUCUGGAGUUAACACUGCUGUACUCAAAAAUUAACAGCAGGUGGUGCUAUAUAUAAAGUUCCUAUUCGAUCUUGUUAAAUUCAUUGUGGCUGGGAGGGAAAGAGUAUUUAAGUGCUCAAAACAGCAGGCACAAUGUUUCAGCAAGUUUUUUAAGGCUCUCUAAAAAUAUAAAAUAGUCACCUGAGCAUCAGAGUCCAAGUACACAAAUUAUAGGCUUUGUAUAUGCAGGAGGUUGUCAACUGUGAGUAAAAGCAAAAGUUUAGAGUCAGUUUCUACUAUAAUUUAAAUAAUAAUGAAAAUAUUUUUUGUCAGAGUGAUAAAUUGCCCAGAUAAUUCCACUUAUGUUUUAGACAAAAACUAGCUUUUAAGGGAGGUGAAGUGGGAGACAACUGGUUUUUCAGUAUAGUUACAAUAUAGUUAUAUAGAAUUUUGUUUAGUUAAUUUAAACAUGUUCUGCAUUUAGGCAGCACAGAUGCUGGUUCUCAAUAACACAAUCUCAACUCUUCAAUUUUGCUGUAUGUGCAUGCAGAGCAGUAAAGUUAUCUCCUUGUUGCAGCAAUUUGGGUAAGAGAUCUCUAUGCACUCACCCUACUGACAGAUAAAGUAUUCUCAAGGCUGAAGGCAAGAGUACUUUGGAAAGCAAUAAAAUAAUAUUGUUAUUAGUGUGGGGACACACACUGUUACUGCUUCUUGAAUUCAUGUAACAACAGCUUUUCCAAAUGGAGGUAAGGUGCCGCCUUCUCAGAUUUCCUUCAUACAUCCAAGAAUGAUAGCACAAAUGUGCCUCCUCACCUUCCUGCUCAACUGAGGCAUUGGUGUCACCAGCCCCAGCCAAGCAGGUGAUUCUGCUUUUGUUACCUUUUGCAUCCAGAACAUCUAUUUAUUUGUUCAUCUAUCAAUUGAACGUCCUGAUUUGUUAUCAUUUCAGUGUCAGCUGUUUCUGGGAGCACUUAUCUGCAUAAUAGAUAACUGCAGUUAAAUAUUACUCCUACUAUAAUAUAAAUAGUGUGGACACAGUGUUUCUGAACUAGGUCCAGAAAUGGAGCUGGUUUGUAAGACAGUUGUCUUUUUCUUGUUAGUCUCUACUAGCUUUGGGAUAGAUGGGGAAUUAGCUCAGGACUUUGUUGCCAUUGCUGGACCUCUGCCUACCACAUUAGUGCACAGACUGCAUCUGCAGAGCCACGUUCUACCCAAAGAAGCUUUGGACCCUACUAUGUCUGAAGCCCGUGAUGACUUCUGUCAGCAAGAUACUGUGAUUUCCCAACUGCUCCAGUACUUCUCCCACCUCCGUGAGAUUGGGGUAACACAUUACAAAGUCUUCCUGCCAUGGGCACGCAUUCUUCCUGAUGGGGACGCCAAGAAGCCAGACGAAGCUCAAGUGCGAUGCUACCAGGAGCUGCUCAAAAUGCUGGUUGCUGCAGACCUCAGGCCAGUGGUUGUUCUCCAUCACAAGGGUGUUCCUGACAGUGUGGCUGUAGGCAGGAAGGCGAGCUCUUUUGCUGACCUUUUUGUGGAUUAUGCAGAGUUCAGUUUCUAUGUUUUUGGGGGCCUGGCUGAUAUGUGGCUCACCUUCAGUGACCUGCCUGAGCUCCUGGGAAGCCUGCCUUACAGUGACCCCCAGGUCCGUGUCCAGGCCCUGGCUUCUGCUCAUGAAAGAGCUUACAGUGUUUACCAUGAGAAAUACUCUGUGUCAGGUGGAAAGCUGUCCAUUGCUUUAGGAAUGGAUCUUAUCUUGGAUAGGACUUCAUCUGAGUUGCUUUCAGUUUCUCUUCAGGAUUCAGUAGACUUCCUGUCUCUUAGCCUUCAGUACAGGUGUGGAAAUGAAACAGAUUUCUACCUGAAAAUGAGUGAAUUCCAGGAAGUCUGGAAGGACAUAGAAGUAUUGCUUUUUAGUAUAAAGUUCCUUGACUGUGAUUCCUUGGAAGAGAAUCCAUUCAUACCAGUGGCUGCCAUUGUCACUGCUCUUAAUAAAGAGAAGGCACGUACAAUUGGAUAUGAUGUGAAUGAAUUCUUGGACUUCUCAUCUCAUGUUUCAAGCAAAACAUAUACUCUACAAGAGAAUCCAAUUGCUGCCCCUCGCUCCUCCUAUCAAACAGUUUGGGAAAUGUUUGCUAACCAGUCUGAAUUGGAGAGGGAUACUUUCCUGCAAGAUGUUUUCCCAAGUGGUUUCCUCUGGGGCACGUCCACAGGUGCCUUUAAUAUUGAAGGAGCCUGGGCAGAGGAUGGGAAAGGAGAGAGCAUCUGGGAUCAGUUUGGGCAUGAAGGUCAUGUCUACAUGAACCAAACAACAGAUGUGGCAUGUGACAGCUACCAUAAAACCAGCUAUGAUGUUUAUUUGCUUAGAGGUCUUCAUCCCCAGCUGUACAAGUUUUCUAUAUCCUGGCCUAGAAUUUUCCCUGCUGGCACCAAUGAAACCAUCAGCAUCAAGGGUGUGGAUUAUUAUAACCAAUUAAUUGACAGGUUGCUAGAGGCUAACAUUGAGCCCAUGGUGACUCUUUUCCACUGGGACCUCCCCCAGGCUCUUCAGGUUCUUGGUGGCUGGCAGAAUGACAGUAUCAUAGAUGCUUUUGCAAACUACGCAGACUUCUGCUUUGCCACUUUUGGGGAUCGGGUCAAGUUUUGGGUUACGUUCCACGAGCCUUGGGUUAUCAGCUAUGCUGGCUAUGGCACCGGAGAGCAUCCUCCAGGAAUCACUGAUCCAGGAAUAGCAUCUUACAAGGUGGCUCACACAAUUCUCAAGGCUCAUGCUAAGGUCUGGCACCUGUAUAAUGACAGAUACCGUUCUCAGCAGCAGGGAAGGGUAGGGCUGGUGCUGAACUCGGAUUGGGCUGAACCCCAGACUCCAACCAACUCUGAGGAUGUGAAGGCAUCAGAGAGGUACCUGCAGUUCAUGCUUGGCUGGUUUGCUCACCCUGUAUUUGUUAACGGUGACUAUCCAGAUAUCCUGAAGGCUCAGAUCCAGGAAGUAAACCAGCAGUGCUCCAACACAGUUGCACAGCUGCCUGUGUUUACGGAGGAGGAGAAAACCUGGGUGAAAGGAACGGCAGACUUUUUUGGCCUUUCCCAUUACACUUCCCACCUGGUUAGUGCCGUGACUAAUGAUACCUGCAUACCUGGAUAUGAAAGCAUUGGGAACUUCUCUUUGCACGUAGAUCCUUCGUGGCCAAAGACUGCCUCUUUUUCAAUCCAUGUGGUCCCGUGGGGAUUAAGAAGGCUGCUGAAGUUUGUGUCCCAGGAAUAUACAGGGGCAAAGAUCCCAAUUUACAUAGCAGGAAAUGGUAUGCCGACAGAAGCCACAGGGGAUCUUAUUAAUGACACUCUGCGAGUGGAUUAUUUCCGCCGAUACAUCAAUGAGGCUCUAAAAGCGGUAAAACUAGACGCAGUUGAUGUUCAGUCAUAUAUUGCUCGAUCCCUGGUUGAUGGCUUUGAAGGCCCAGGGGGUUACAGCCUAAAAUUUGGGCUACAUCAUGUGAAUUUUGAAGAUAGCAACAGACCAAGGACUCCCAGGGCAAGUGCUUAUUUCUAUUCCAGUGUUAUUGAAAACAAUGGUUUCCCAUCCAAAGUCUCAGACAGAAGUUCUGCGUCGGUGGUAUUUGGCCUACCCACACCAUCAAAGUUGCCGAGUCUACCAGCAUCAGAAGUUCCCUCCAAGUCAAAAGUUGUCUGGGAGAAGUUUUCAUCCCAAACAGACUUUGAAAGAGACAUGUACUUUUAUGGGACGUUCCCAGAGGACUUUACAUGGGGUGUGUCAUCUUCUGCAUACCAGAUUGAAGGAGGUUGGGAUGCGGAUGGCAAAGGACCCAGUGUUUGGGAUAACUUCACCCAUGUACCAGGAAACAUAAAAAACAAUGACACUGGAGAUAUAGCUUGUAAUAGCUACAACAAGGUAGAGGAAGAUAUUUACCUGCUGAGAGCCUUAGGGGUAAAGAACUAUCGUUUCUCUCUGUCCUGGCCUCGAAUCUUCCCCAACGGAAGGAACAAUUCAAUAAACAGCCAUGGUGUUGAUUACUAUAACCAUCUCAUUGAUGGGCUGGUCGCAAACAACAUCACUCCAAUCGUCACCCUGUACCACUGGGACCUGCCACAAGCUCUCCAGGACAUUGGUGGCUGGGAGAACAGUGAGCUCAUUGAACUGUUUGACAGUUUUGCAGACUUCUGUUUCCAGACCUUUGGGGACAGGGUGAAGUUCUGGCUUACAUUCAAUGAACCCUACGUUAUUGCUUGGGUUAGUUAUGGGAUAGGGGAAUUUCCACCCAAUGUCAAUAAUCCUGGUGGUGCUCCCUAUGAAGUGGCACACACCUUACUGAAAGCUCACGCCAGAGUCUACCACACAUACGAUGACAAAUACAGAGCGAGUCAGGGAGGAGUCAUUUCUCUGUGUUUCAAUAUUGAUUGGAUUGAGCCAAAGACACCAAGCGACCCCAGGGACCUAGAAGCUGCAGACAGGUACAUGCAGUUUUUGGUGGGGUGGUUUGCACAUCCAGUUUUCAAAAAUGGGGACUACCCUGAAGUCAUGAAAUGGAAAGUUGGAAACAGGAGUGAGCUCCAAAACCUGCCGUCAUCCCGCCUACCGGUUUUCACAGCUGAAGAGCGUGAGUACAUCAGGGGCACAGCGGAUGUUUUCUGUUUCAACACCUACACUGCCAAACUUGUAACCCAUGCAACAACCCGACUGAAUCCCUUCUCUUAUGAGUAUGACCAGGAAAUAUCAACAGAUGUUGACAGCUCCUGGCCUACCUCAGCUCUUGCUGGCCAUCGGGCUGUGGCUUGGGGGCUGAGGAGGCUGCUGAACUGGGUCAAAGAAGAGUAUGGAAAUCCUCCAAUGUACAUCAUUGAGAACGGAGUGGGGCUAAAGACCGAAUCGGAUGUUGAUGACCAAACCAGGAUACUUUACUACAAAACGUACAUAGAUGAAGCUUUAAAAGCUUACAAGCUGGACGGUGUUAAUCUGAGAGGAUACAAUGCUUGGUCUUUUCUGGAUUCCUUUGAAUGGUUGAAUGGUUAUGAGCCAAGAUUUGGAUUGCACGAGGUUGAUUUUGAUGAUCCCAACAGGCCAAGAACCCCAAGGCGCUCGGCUGUGUACUAUGCAGAAAUCAUUCGCAACAAUGGUAUCCCAUUGCCAAAAGAAGAUGAAUUUUUAUAUGGGGAGUUUCCAAAGAACUUUUGCUGGAGUGUAGCAACAGCUGCAUAUCAGAUUGAGGGAGCAUGGAGAGCAGAUGGGAAAGGACUUAGCAUUUGGGACAAAUACACUCACACUCCUUUGAAAAUCAGCAAUGAUGCCAAUGGAGAUGUAGCUUGUGACAGCUACCACAAGAUUGAGGAGGAUGUGGAAAUGCUGAAACGCCUCAAGGUGUCUCACUAUCGCUUUUCAAUCUCCUGGUCACGUGUUCUCCCAGAUGGGACCACCAGAUACGUCAAUGAAAUGGGAUUGAACUACUAUGAAAGGCUAAUUGAUGCUCUUCUGGCAGCCAAUAUUACACCUCAGGUCACUCUCUAUCACUGGGACCUCCCACAGGCACUGCAGGACAACGGUGGGUGGGAGAAUGAUACCAUAAUUCAGAGGUUUAAGGAAUAUGCUGAGCUCCUUUUCCAGAGAUUGGGAGACAAAGUGAAAUUUUGGAUAACCCUCAAUGAACCCUACAACACUGCAUAUCUUGGGUAUGGCUUUGGCACAGCUGCUCCAGGUAUCUCUGUUAGACCUGGGCGAGCCCCCUAUGUGGUGGGGCACAACCUCAUCAAGGCCCAUGCAGAAGCCUGGCACCUGUACAAUGAGACUUACCGUGCGAAACAAGGAGGACUGAUCUCUAUCACCAUCAACUCUGACUGGGCUGAGCCAAGGAACCCACACAAACAGGAGGAUUUUGAAGCUGCCAGACAAUACUUGCAGUUCCUUAUAGGUUGGUUUGCUCAUCCCAUUUUCAAAAACGGCGAUUAUAAUGAAGUGAUGAAAACGAGGAUUCGGGAACGCAGCCUGGCCCAGGGUCUGAGCAGCUCCCGACUUCCAGAAUUUACAGAAAGUGAAAAGCAAAGAAUUAAAGGCACAUAUGACUACUUUGGUCUAAAUCAUUAUACUACAGUUUUAACAUACAAGUAUGAGUAUUCUACUGGUAUUCUAUCGUAUGAUGCUGACAGGGGUGUUGCUUCAGUAACCGACCGCAGCUGGCUGAACUCUGGUUCCUUCUGGCUAAAGGUGACACCCUUUGGCUUCCGAAAGCUCCUGAGGUGGAUAAAGGAAGAGUACAACAACCCUCCUAUUUAUGUGACUGAAAAUGGGAUAUCAGAGAGGGGAGCCGUAGAUUUCAAUGACACUUGGCGAAUCCAUUACCAUCGGAACUACAUUAACGAAGCGCUGAAAGCUGUUGUGCUUGAUGGCGUUGACCUGCGCGGCUACACGGCAUGGACACUGAUGGACAACUUUGAGUGGGCAGUGGGCUUUGAUGAAAAGUUUGGGUUCUACCAUGUGAAUUACACAGAUCCCACAUUGCCACGGCUCCCCAAGGCCUCUGCCAGGUACUACUCCCAGAUCAUCAGCUGCAAUGGCUUUCUAGAUCCUGCAACAGGCCCACAUCCCUGUCUGGAAACGGAGCCUGAAGUGAUACCAGACACCACACCAGGACUGGCUGACAGUGUGCGCUUUCUGGGAUUAGAUUUAACAUCACACAGUGCAGAAAUAGCACUGUAUGUGCUUUUUGCUCUUUCUGGAAUUGGAGCACUGGGCCUGGCACUUAUUUCAUAUAAAUAUGGAACAUUAUCCAAAAGAUCUCAUAAGCAAUCAUCCAUGGAACUUAGUAAAAUGUAA